This is a messenger RNA of Ornithorhynchus anatinus (platypus), 1352 nucleotides long. Its product is annotated as olfactory receptor 52E8-like. The coding region runs from base 519 to 1343 and encodes 274 amino acids. Gene Ontology annotation, biological process: G protein-coupled receptor signaling pathway. Gene Ontology annotation, molecular function: olfactory receptor activity; G protein-coupled receptor activity. Gene Ontology annotation, cellular component: membrane. The record is from RefSeq and is a predicted model, not a curated record. The transcript has 2 exons. NCBI's taxonomy places the organism in Eukaryota, Metazoa, Chordata, Mammalia, Monotremata, Ornithorhynchidae.
GUUCUGGGCUGAGUGAAGGUGGCUGGUGAGCUUGGGCCCAGAACUGGGAGAGUCAGGAGAAACCAUAUGGAGUUAGGAGCACACAUGUAAGCAGAGAGCAGUACUCUGCCAGUCUGGGCCCAGAACUGCUGCAAGGAUCAUGUUGGAGUGACUCAGUGGGGAUUCCACAAAGAUGAUGUUAUCUGGUCCAUUCUCAGUCAAGCAUCAUCACUGUUAUAGUUCUAUGAAAGAUUUGUUUCUGGAUUGAUAUAGCAUCUUUCCUAAAGAGAAAUCAAGAAAAAUAUUACUGGGAAAAACAAAUGGACUCUACUUGGAUAGGCAAGCAAUAAUGUAUUUACUUUAGACCAUGAUAAAUGAAACAAGGAGAACAGUCUUUUCCAGUAAUGUCCAUGGACAAUAGAAAUCGUAACACCACCCAAUCCCACCCCUCCUCCUUCCUCCUGCUGGGGGUACCAGAUCUGUAAGCUGCACACAACUGGCUGAGCUUCCCCUUCUGCUCCGUGUACCUGAUCGCUCUCAUGGGUAACUGCACCAUCCUGUUUAUGAUCAAGACUGAGCAGAGCCUCCACCAACCCAUGUUCUACUUCCUGGCCAUGCUGGCCACCGUUGAUCUGGGCUUGUCCUCGGCCACCAUCCCCAAGAUGUUGGGCAUCUUCUGGCUCCACCUGCAGGAGAUCAGCUUUGGGAGCUGCCUAACCCAGAUGUUCUUCAUCCACAUGUUCACCGGCAUGGAGAGCAUGAUGCUCGUGGCCAUGGGCUAUGACCGCUACGUGGCCAUCUGCAAGCCUCUCCGCUACUGCACCAUCCUUACCAAUAAAUCCAUUAGGGUUAUCCUAGGGUUAGCUGUCCUGAGGAAUUUCUCUCUGAUAAUUCCAAUGGUGUUUUUUCUCUUGAGGUUGCCCUACUGUGGGCACCGAAUCAUCCCCCACACCUAUUGUGAGCACAUGGGCAUUGCCCGGUUGGCAUGUGCAAGUAUCAAACUCGACAUCAUUUAUGGUUUAUGUGUCAUCUGCCUUAUUCUUUUGGACAUACUGCUGAUUGCCCUCUCCUACAUCAGGAUCCUCCACACCAUCUUCAGACUGCCCUCUCAGGACGCACGACUCAAAGCCAUAAACACUUGCAUCUCCCACAUCUGUGUCAUCCUGGCCUUCUUCACCCCGGCCCUCUUCUCCUUCCUCACCCACCGCUUUGGACACGACAAAAUCCCUGGCUACGUCCACAUCCUCCUGGCCAACCUGUACGUGGUCGUCCCGCCCGCCCUCAACCCCAUCAUCUAUGGGGUGAGGACCAAGCAGAUCCGUGAACGUGUAGCCAGCAUUUUCACAAAUAAACCGUCAUUCUGAUCAGAACAA